Molecule: messenger RNA, 2709 nt
Organism: Patiria miniata (bat star)
Lineage: Eukaryota; Metazoa; Echinodermata; Asteroidea; Valvatida; Asterinidae
Gene: fam124b
Product: protein FAM124B-like
Exons: 3
Coding region: 711-1931 (406 amino acids)
Source: RefSeq, a predicted model, not a curated record
AGGUGUCCCGCGACCGAUUAGUUCACAACAUUAUAGUCGAUGUCAUACACUCUCUGAGUCUUGCUUGAGACACACAGUUCAGGACUUCAAGACUGGCCCUCAUCCUUAAUAUUUCUAAAAGCUGCACAUCCAGACAGCGAUUUUCCACACACGAAGACUUGGAGCGAUCACUUCCAUUGUGGAUUUCCCUCCGGAGUAUUAUUCUUUGACUCCAUUUCGUGCGAACCUCACCAUCACUUCACCGCCAAUAAUAUUUGCCAAGUUGCUUGGAGUUGCCAACUGCCGAACAAUGAACCAACGGGACUGCCGUGACUUUGUGCAAACAUCUUGUCCCGAAUGGUUUCCGCCGCGCGGGGCCGGGUAUACACUGUUCGAUGGAACUAUAUAGUCACAGCGUCGAAGUAAAACUUCCAUCAAGCUGAUUGGCAGGACAAUAUUCAUACUACGAGAAGACUGUAGACGUAAACACAGCAUCAGAGUUUGAAUUCCUCCAUGUUCUCUUCAAAUCAGCUAUUUCUUUUUGAAAGCCUGGGCUCAGAUGACUCUCUGUUGAAGUGUCGAGAACCUACUGUGAUAAAAUCGAUCACCAGGGGAGAAAUGAGACAAGUCUGCGCCGGUGCAAGCCCGCCGUGACCGGGUUGUUUUGCCCCGCCGAGCUGCGGUACACAACGUCCCUGUCCCCGGACUUAUUCACCGCCCGGCCCAUAACCAUGUCAGCCUCCCAGGGGAGGGAAUCCUCUUCAACGCCUCCACUUCCUUCCCUCCUGGCUCCGCCCCCUGCCUUUGCUGCUGGAAGUCACCAGGCUGUCGCCCCGAAAAGAUCGAAAUCCAGAAAACUCCAGCGAGGGAAGGCGGUGUCCGCGAAGUCCAAGGCUGCACUUCUCAACAUCAAAUGGGUGCCUAUUGAUCCUGCCCCGCCCUACGAAAUGACGUCACCGAGCAACUCAAACGGUUCAUACCAACCCAGUGACUAUACAUCGGAGGCGGGACAACUGAAGGACCCGUUUGCCCUGACGCUGCACUUUGUCACCGACCCGGGAGGGGGCUCCAAAACCAAGAACCUCAUCCAACCCCUCGUCAAGUGGUUCGACCCGGCCUUCAAGCUCUUCAACAUAGCCGAGCGGAGCAAAGCAAACGGCUUCCGGGGGAGUUUUGACGGCAGGAGGGACGUGUUCCCGGCCCUAUCCGUGGUGCUGUUUCUGAGCCACGGCGACGACGAUGACGCUGACGGAUCCGGGAGCAGAGUCGCCGAGGCCCGGGAGUAUCUGGCGGGCAAGCCGUGGCAGUACCACCAUCACGCUACCACGCCUAGUAGAGUGUACCUCUGCGAACCCAACAACCUGAACUUUUACACCACCGAGCAGGAGAUGCCGCUCUGGGGCGUUAGGCAGGUACAUUACGGCAAGGAGCACCUACGAUUCAUGCUGUACACCAGCCGCGAUACGUGGCAUGACAUGAUACGAUUCUAUUGCCUCUUGUUGGGCAGGGACGUGGAGUACCAAAAAGACGAUUUCUGCUACUUUGUCGUGCAUGCAGCCAGCGGGAACAUGGACGUCCAGUUAGCCCUCAAGAUCGUCCCUGACGACUGCACCUGUAGGCCCCUCAACUCUGCCUUCCUGCAAUUCAAGGUCCUAGAGAUCGGGGACCUAGUCCCCCUUCUGCCCAAUUCUUGCUCCCCUAUUAGCCCCCAGAGGUGGCAGACCACGGACCCCGACGGCAACGUCACGCUGCUCUUGCUUGGCAAGAAGAGCAUCAACAACAACCUGCCUCGCGUCAAGCCUAGGCGGCACUCCAUCGACGCCUUGCAGACCUUACUGGCUCCCAAGGCCCUCAAGCCCAGGGUCGCCGCGGCCAGGAGGAGGAUGAGCGUGGCCCCGCCGGGCCUGCCAGCUGUGGACGACGACGAUGAGGAGGAAGAUCUAUCCUGUUGAACUAUGUCUUGGUGGCGCCCUUCGGGACGUCCACAGAGGGCGCUGUAUUCAAACCACAAAGAUCGAGUACGGCCGCUUCAACAUGGCUACAGCUUGCAUACACAUACGUCUUUUGACGCGGCUGUGUAGCCACGUUCUAUAGACUGAUGUGAUAUAGCCAGUUGUAUCAAAGUAUUUCUGAAGCGGCAUUUUGUACACUCCUAGUACAGAGUGGCCAAAAAACCACCUUAUUCCCAAUUUGUAUGGUACUACUGGAUGGACACGAUGCUGUUUGAUCUUUGACGAAUCAGCUGUCAUACUUGCUCACAUAUUUCCAUGCGUUUAUGACAAUCAUGUAUAGAUAUAAACUUGUAACUCUUGUCAAUAAUCUGUUUAUGAAUAUUGUUAAUGGCGUACUCCAAUAAUCAAGAUAGUGUUUUUAUUUAGAAUAUGAGGUUUUAAAGCGGAUAUUCGAAGAAAAUGACCAGAACUCAAGAGAUUGGUAUUCGUGUAUUAAAUUACGCCGAACAUUUAAAUUUGUGAUUAUAAAAAAGGCUGCAAAUGGUUGUUCAUGUAAUUGGCGCGUAAACAGAUUUGUUUCCUUUUGUUUACGGCACCAUUUUAUCAUGCAUCCAGCUUCUAGCCCAAUGUCUUUCAGAAUGUUGAUAGUGCCUAGGUCCACCCAGAGUCUACUAGAUACUAGUUAUUAGAUAUAAAUUAUAUGAAACGCAAGAGGGCGUUGUUGUAGUCUGCUUGAGGAAGUAAAUAUACCAAAUUUUACAUCAAACUGCAUUGAUAA